Molecule: messenger RNA, 1385 nt
Organism: Hevea brasiliensis (rubber tree)
Lineage: Eukaryota; Viridiplantae; Streptophyta; Magnoliopsida; Malpighiales; Euphorbiaceae
Product: rust resistance kinase Lr10
Exons: 2
Coding region: 47-1285 (412 amino acids)
Biological process (GO): protein phosphorylation
Molecular function (GO): ATP binding; protein kinase activity
Source: RefSeq, a predicted model, not a curated record
CAAUAAUUAAGAAAAACAAUUAGUUAUUGAAAAGGUAAAGCUUUUUAUGGAUUUAUAUUUUUGCAACGCUACUUGUCAUCAAGUAACUUUCUUUGCUUUUCUUGUAGGGUUGCUCCCUUAUUUACUCACUUUCCUUGUGCUAUAUCGUGUGACAUUAUGCCUUUGUGGGACACCAUGUGUUAUCUCUUUUUUGAUCUACAAAUGGAAAAGAAGGCAUUUAUCAAUGUAUGAUAACAUUGAAGAAUUUCUUCAAGGUCACAAUAAUUUCUUACCAAUUAGAUAUUCUUACUUUGAUAUCAAAAGGAUUACAAGAGGUUUUAAAGACAAAUUGGGCGAAGGAGGUUAUGGCCUUGUAUACAAAGGAAAGCUUCGUAGUGGUCAAUUGGUGGCAAUAAAGAUAUUGGGUAAGUCUAAAGCUAAUGGACAAGAGUUUAUCAAUGAAGUAGCUACUAUUGGAAGAAUUUACCAUGUUAAUGUGGUUCGCCUUAUUGGUUUUUGUGUUGAGAGAUCGAAACGUGCUCUUGUAUAUGAAUUCAUGCCUAAUGGAUCUCUUGAUAAACAUAUAUUUUUACGAGGAGGCAGUUCCGCAAUUAGCAUUGAAAAAAUGUAUGAAAUUUCCCUUGGAGUCGCUCAAGGAAUUGAAUAUCUUCAUCGAGGUUGCAACAUGCAGAUUUUGCAUUUUGAUAUCAAGCCACAUAAUAUUCUUCUUAAUGAAAGUUUUAUUCCAAAAAUUUCAGAUUUUGGACUUGCCAAGUUAUAUCCACCAGAUAAUGAUGUUGUUUCUCUCACAGCAGCAAGAGGAACUUGGGGUUACAUGGCUCCAGAGUUGAUCAACAAAAAUCUUGGAGGUGCAUCUCAUAAAGCUGAUGUAUAUAGUUUUGGGAUCUUAUUGAUGGAAAUGGUUGGAAGAAGAAAGACCUUGAAUGCAUCUGCUGAGCAUCUAAGCCAAAUUUACUUUCCUACAUGGGCUUAUGACAAACUCAGUGAAGGAAAGGAUGUAGAAUUGGGAGAUGUUUCAGAUGAGGAAAAGAAAAUAGCAAAUAAGAUGGUUCUAAUAGCACUUUGGUGUACUCAAUUGGAACCCAUUCAUCGUCCUUCAAUGCAUGCAGUUAUAAAGAUGUUUGAAGCAGAGUUUGAAACCCUAGAAAUGCCUCCAAAGCCUUUACUUUCACUACAAGACAAGAAAAAAGAGGAUAUUGAAAUCAACGUAAAUCCUAUAGGGCCAACAAGUACCCCAACAGGUGAUUGUAUGGAUUCAGUUAGUUUGGUUGCAAAUGCAUAUUAAACUAUGUUUGUUAUUAUCCAACCAUGUAAUGUUAUUGAUAAAACAAAUUAACUUGUUUGUUUAUUAUAGAUGUUAGUGUUAUAUAUUAUUGAUUUCCUUA